AUGUCUUUCAAGCUUUCCGAACUUGUCCAGCAACAACUCCUCAUCUUCUUCCUCUCUUCCACCAUAGCCAAAUCUCAGGUUAUAAAUGGCAGCCUGAAGAGCCCAGUUUCAGCCAUCUUUGCCUUCGGUGACUCGACUGUUGACACAGGCAACAAUAACUACAUUGCAACUCCAGUGAAGAGCAACUUCCCACCCUAUGGAAGGGAUUUCUUCACUCAUAUUCCAACAGGGAGGUUCACCAAUGGAAAACUCAUUACUGAUUUUGUGGCUUCCUACUUAGGCAUCAAAGAAGAGCUUCCCCCUUACUUAGACUGGUCUCUUGGGGUAGAUGAGCUCAUGACUGGUGUCAGUUUUGGAUCAGCUGGAUCUGGACUUGAUCUAAUAACAGCUAAAAUAAGUGCUGUAAUUCCAGUUCUAGACCAACUGGAUUAUUUCAGAAACUAUAUGGACAGGCUUGAUCAAAUGAUUGGAAUGAAUAAAAGAGAAGAUCUCAUAAAAAGAGCAGUCUUUGUUCUUAGUGCUGGCACAAAUGACUUCAUUUCUUAUUCAACUGUUCCCCUUACCAGGGAAGUAUUUUCUGUAGAAGGUUAUCAAGGCUUCCUUCUUGAUAAAGUUAAGGAAUUUAUCCAGGCUUUAUACAAUUUAGGGGCAAAUAGAAUUGUGGUUUCCGGCCUUCCACCAAUGGGCUGUCUUCCCAUUGUUAUUACUCUCAAAUCCAGAGAUGGAAUCCAUGACAGAGGAUGUAUAAGUUCUUUCAAUUCCAUAGCUCUUGACUAUAACCUGAAGCUUCAAGCCAUCCUGCAGGAAUAUUCUUCUUCAACUGAGCUUCAGAUAUUUUAUGUGGAUUCAUACAAACCUCUCAUUGACAUUAUAACAAGCCCAGCUUCAUAUGGAUUCAUGAUAUCAUCCGAAGGAUGUUGCGGAACCGGAUUAGUCGAGGCAGCAGUGCUCUGCAAUCUGAAAUCUCUUGUAUGUCUUGAUGCGUCAAAAUAUAUCUUUUGGGACUCUAUUCAUCCUACAGAGAAGGCUUACUUCAUCAUCUUUAAUAGCUUCAAGCCAGUGAUAGAACAUGUACUCAACAGCUAUUAGUAUUUUUUUUGCUGUUUCACUUGUAACUUUCCACAAUUUCUCACUGUACUACCAGAGUAGCCGGUCCUGGAAAUUUUGUUCAAGUGAUACACUGUCAAGAUCAUUUUAUCAUAAAUUAUAUCAGAACAUACUCAAUGAUUAUGGUGAAGAGACAAAGGAGUGCAAGUUUGCAUUAGGCUCCAAUUGGGAAAAUUUGUUUCUUGACUUUCUGAUACACCCACCGAGGUUUAGGGUAGUUGGUGGGCGAGCACG
Molecule: messenger RNA, 1341 nt
Organism: Dendrobium catenatum
Lineage: Eukaryota; Viridiplantae; Streptophyta; Magnoliopsida; Asparagales; Orchidaceae
Product: GDSL esterase/lipase At5g45960
Exons: 5
Coding region: 1-1089 (362 amino acids)
Molecular function (GO): hydrolase activity, acting on ester bonds
Source: RefSeq, a predicted model, not a curated record